Molecule: messenger RNA, 4970 nt
Organism: Electrophorus electricus (electric eel)
Lineage: Eukaryota; Metazoa; Chordata; Actinopteri; Gymnotiformes; Gymnotidae
Gene: mier3a
Product: mesoderm induction early response 1, family member 3 a
Biological process (GO): negative regulation of transcription by RNA polymerase II
Cellular component (GO): nucleoplasm
Molecular function (GO): transcription corepressor activity; histone deacetylase binding
Source: RefSeq, a predicted model, not a curated record
CCCGUUUAGUAUCCGAAAGGUACCAAUAUGGCGGAGGCUUCCUUAGGAAGUACAAGCCCAGUUGGCUCUUUGUCAUCGGAGGAUCACGACUUUGACCCAACGGCAGACAUGUUGGUCCAUGACUAUGAUGAUGAGCAUACGCUAGAGGAAGAGGAGAUGCGCGAAGGAGAGUCAAACAGCAGCUCGGAGAUCGCAGAUCUGGAGAAGGAGGGUAACAUGCCUUUGGAAGAGCUGCUGGCCCUGUAUAGGUAUGAACCAUCAGUCAGCACUGCUGGAGGUUCGAGUGCGGACAGCUCCUCAGUUGAACUGACAGAUGACUUGCCUGACAUGACGUUAGACAAAGAGGAGAUAGCUAAAGAUCUGUUGUCUGGUGAUGAUGAAGAAACCCAGUCCUCUGCAGAUGAUCUCACGCCGUCAGUGACAUCACAUGAAACCACCGAUUUCUUUCCCAGAACUCUUCGCUCUAACACUAUUUAUGAUGGAGACAAGGAGUCUGAAGGCGAAGAGGAAGGUCUGAACACUGAGGACUCACGAAAGGAAAUCAUGGUUGGAUCUCAGUACCAGGCUGAAAUUCCCAGUCUUAGCUGCUACAGUGUACAUGAGAAGGUUUAUGAAGUUGAAGAUCAGUUACUGUGGCGACCAGAUAUGUUAUCAGAGGCAAAAGUGAAAGACUUCCUGCACAAGGCCACCCUGUCGAGUGCUGAUGGGGCUGUGGGCAGAGAUGGAGAAGGUCUAGUUAAAGACAACGAACAGGCUUUGUAUGAGCUCGUUACGUGCAAUUACAACGUGCAUGAAGGUCUUGAGCGCUAUCGGAGCAAUAAAAAGUCUUCAAAGGAUGAAAUGCUCCCGUGGUCUGAAGAAGAAUGUAGGAACUUUGAACAUGCUCUUUUAUUGUAUGAGAAGAACUUCCAUCUCAUUCAGAAGCACAAAGUGAACACGAGGACUGUAGCGGAAUGUGUCGCAUUUUACUACAUGUGGAAAAAGUCGGAACGGUUUGACUUCUUCGUCCAACAAAACCGGUUUGGGAAGAAGAAGUUCAGCAGCUAUCCUGGUGUAACGGACCUGAUGGACCGUCUAGUGGACGAAGCUGAGGGUCUGGUGGACGGUUCGGGAUCGGUCUGCUCCAGCAGUGGUGGCAGGAUGGAGUCCUCCGACCAGCAGAUCAACAUUCUCAAUUCCAUUACUGCCAGCGACCUCUCCGCCCUAACCAGCAGCGUGGCGUCAGUGUGCAACCCUGGAGACACCAGCUGCCUGGAUUCCUACAGCUUCUCACCGCUGGAUGGUCUUCACCGCGGACCCCUGGGCCACGAUGAACCCCUCGGCUUCUCCAGCAAUGGCGACGGCGAGUGCCUCAACCUGCUGGACGCUGGCUUCUACCAUUCAGACCUGGGACAGCUGGGCGUGUGCGGCGAGGGCUGUGAGAGACCCGCAGCCAAGCGGCUUAAGAUGGGCCUAUCUGAGCCCUUCCUGAACGAGGUGGGCGGUCGCACUGUGGGCAUGGAUUUUGAGGGCCACGCCCACCACAUCACCAGUGCUAAAAUGGCCGUCUCCGUCACUGACUUUGGCAGUCUGUCGGCCAGCGAGGCCGGCGGGUACAUGGGAGGCCACGGCCGGCACCAGCACACGGCGCUGCAGUCCGAGUGACUUCAUCGCCUCCCUGCCGGCACCUCUGGUGGUUGAGCCAUGUACAUAGCCCCUCACUGGAAACUGAAAUUCUUUCGUCGUUGUUUUUGGGUUUUUAAUCAUGUACAUGUGCGUGUAUAUAUGUACAGAUUCCUUUUUUUACUAUGACAUCAGUGAUGUCUUAUUGUACAGAUCUUAAUCUUGAGUUCUCAAGAGUUAAUACAGCCAUUUAUUUUCAGUCUGGAAUAUUUUGGAAAGUGUCAUAUGUAUCUUGUCCGAAUACUGUGGAAGCUGAACUUGUGGUAGGAGUGAAAGGUCUGCACUUUCGCUUCAUGUCAGUAGUUCCCACAAAAGUCGCAGAAAUGUCUCAUCCACUUUCCCCUUCCACCAAUGACGAGGUGUCUGUUUUGUGGUGACUGACUGACUGCCAGAGCAAGGCAGGGCAGACCAGUACCUGUGCCUGGCCUCAGCUCACAUAGCUUUUAUGUGACGACACCAAAUGGAAAUGAGUUUUAUUUGGAGCAAAAUGUUUUUUGUUUUUGUUUUUUGUAAAUGGAGCCAUUGUGCAUCCUAAAGGAACACUUUUCAAAAUGGAACAGCAAGUACCAGGGGAAGUUCAUCUCAUCGUCAAUGUACAUUCAAGUGGCACUGCAAAGCAUUAGUCACUUACUUGUCAAAAAGAAGAUUCCAGUUCCUCAGAAAUUACUUUAUAUAUGGGCAGUUGAGCUUUAUUGUAGCUGCAACAAAGAUUUGUAGAUUUAUAUAAAUGAUCAGUAAUUAUGAUCGUCAUUUCCCCCCCCCCCCCACCCCCCUUUUGAGUGCUUCACAAGAUCUUUUUGGCUGUCGGAAGGAGAAAACUGCGAUAAAACAAUUUUUUUUUUUUUUUUUUUUUUAAAUCAUUUAUUUAUGCUCUUUCUACGCUCCAUUUUGCAUCUUGCUUUGUAAUCACAUGGUGGUUGAUUCAUGGGGGGGGGGGGUAUUUAUUGUUAUACAUACCAUUGGACUGCAUAUUGGUCACUGUGGUGCGAACCGAAGCUGUACUCUUAAUAUUAUUUUGAAAAGUGUGAAUUUCUGGCAUGAGAUCAGUUAUGUCCCUGUUCUGUUUUCAUAGCGUGACCCUUUAUUUGAAGUGUGAUGGUUUGCAUGGAUAUCUUUAGCAAGGUUUGCGACAAAUUGUUACAGGUGUUAUUUGGGACAUUUUGUGUUUCUGUCAAGAAUUGGCUCAUCCCAAGGUGUGCGUGCAUGUGCACGCAGGUUCACUGCUUCAUGUAACUCCUACCCUUCUCACUGCCAGGGUUUGUUGCAAGAUGUGGUAUGAAAGAUUUCAGUUAGAGACGUUGUGCUCAAAACAGAAGAACCGACUAUGUUUCUAAAUGGUCCACAAAGGGAUUCCACUGUUGACCUAAAUUUAUCUAUGCAUUUAUUACAGUAAUUUAGACUUAGACAUGGUUGUCAGUUACCUUAUUUGAACAAACAAGAAUGACUGACUAAUUGUGUGUUCACAAAAUGUAAAUCCAUGAAUGAUUAAGUGUGUGUUUGUCUAGGCUGACCAUGAACAGAACAAAUUUUUAGACUUUUCAUCUUUUGUCAAGUGUUCUUGUUUGGUGAGCAUGUUCUGGCACUGUUGUUCAUCACCCUUACUGACAUGAUCAAGUGUAUUUACCUCAAUAUGGUUUUCCUUUGUGAACUCUUACGUACUCUUACAUGGCAAUAAUUUGUAAAUAUGUACAGACACCAACAUAACCUUCCCACUUUCUCUUCCUUGGCAAACAGACUUGAACCUUAAAACUGAAAUCUGUGCUUUUGAGUCUGUAAUUUAAGUAUUCCACAGAAAUGCCUUUAAUUGCUUUACCAUUUAGCUGAUAAUAUAUAUAUUUUUUGUUGGUUUUGCUUUACAAGAGAUUCGCUUAAGAAAAGAGUUAUUUAUUUAUUUAUUUAUUCACUUAAACUGCGAGUGGGUGUGGUGUGUUCAGUGUGCAGUAGAGGGUGUGUGAAGCCAAGCUGUCCACGGUGGCUAGCGCGGCUCAGAGACGUGCUCUUGGCGCAUCAGUACAGGCUGUAUGUGCUUGGUCUUCACACAGUAUUAUAAAGUCUUGGGGGUUAAUGAUCUAUGUGGAAGGAAGAAUGUUUGCUGGUUAAGGCAAGGCCCUAUUUGCAGUGUUGCCUUAACACUUGUUGCUUAUUUAAAAAAAAAAAAAAAAAAAAAAAAAAAAAACCUUGCAUGUUAAAUCUACCUGGGAAAACACUUCUAAAGACGAUGGCCUGGGAGAAAACAAAGCUUUUUGCCGUUUUUAUGGUCUGGGGUCCUUAUAGAGGAUUUUAAGACUGGCAAGAAAUGGUGCAUUGCAGAAGAGUGACCCAAGGGUGGUUCAUGCUCUGUAAAAUUGUUUCCUGUAUGUAAGGCCAGAAUUCUCAAUUAUGUUUUUGUUUUUCAUUACAUACUUGAAGGAUGUGUAUUGAUAUCAUUUAAUACACUUAAAACAAUAUUCUCAAUUUAAGUCCUGUAGGUUGUGCAAUCAAUUUCUCCUGUCCCUCCCAGGAUUGAACAGAGCUUUAGGAAAUUGUGUUGGUGAAGUAACUUAUUCAUGUCCAAAGUUUGUAUGAAAAGUACUAGCUUAAAAUUGUUGUAAAUGUAGUGAUGGUUGUUUGCUUGCAGGGGCAAAAAUUUAAAUGUAAAUUUAAAAACCCUCCUUAUCAGAAUAAUGUUAUGUUUUUGUUUAGUAAACAGUCAUUUUUCAUGCAUUUACUUUUUGUGCUGGGGAAAAGAAAAGCAUUACCAUAAAUUUUCCUUUGACACUUGUUUUGGUGUAAAGAAAUUAUAGUAUUAAAUAGACAAUCAAACAGCAAUUACUACUUAAAAACAAAUUUUAUCAUUCAUAAUGUUUGUACAUAGACACUGUUUCUGUUUUGUUGGUUUUUAUUUUCUAUUUUAUGUUAUACUUAAAUAACUGGCAAACAGAUCCAGGAAUAAAGUUCUGGAAAUAUUAUGACUUUUGCUUAAGCUCUCACUUUAUAAAAUGGGGGGGGGGGGGGAGCCCUAAAAACUAAAAAGGGCUAAAAGUUCACCUUUUGAAGAAUCAAAUUCAUCUCACUGAAAAAAAUGAAACACAACCCACCCUCUAAGUAGUACUUCUGAGACCAAAUCUGUCAUUAAGAAAUCAUAUUUAACAAAUCCACAUGGCCACAAUUCUAGGCACCCUUAGAAAUUCCUAGAAACCAAAUGUAACAAGCAUUUUUUGAGGUGAUCAUAAUGCACAGUAAUCCAUGACUUCCUGUUUCAGUCAGGGACUGGCUAGAAAAAAAGUAGCUACUUGCUUGCAUUUACAUUUAUGGCAAGAAAAAAAAAA